Messenger RNA from Acromyrmex echinatior (Panamanian leafcutter ant), 1263 nucleotides. RefSeq names its product Phospholipase A2. Gene Ontology annotation, biological process: arachidonate secretion; phospholipid metabolic process. The record is from RefSeq and is a predicted model, not a curated record. NCBI's taxonomy places the organism in Eukaryota, Metazoa, Arthropoda, Insecta, Hymenoptera, Formicidae. Gene Ontology annotation, molecular function: A2-type glycerophospholipase activity.
GUUUGGUUAAUUUAGAUAUUAAAUCCGUAUCGCGAGGAAGCUGGUGGUGAGGAAACGCACAUGCAGGAAAUGUGCGGUGCACAAGUCUCACACGUAUACGCUAAUACAUAUAAAUGUCGUAAUACGUAUUUUUAGCGGGUCAACAGUUUCGUUUUGUCGCGUGAUGAUAACAAGCGCAAUUCCGGUAUAAGUCAAUCACAGAACGCGUUACGAAAAUCUCUUCCGUAUAUUACAUUUACUAUAGAACUGAACGUUUGAAGUUUAAUUUGCAAUUCCCGUCGUUGUUAAUAAAUUAUAUUAAUUAGCAUGAAAUGAGGGGGAUUUACGUAAUUAGUUUGAUCUCAUUUUACAUGCUCGCGCUAUUCGCUAAUAAUAACGGUGUAACGGAAGGUCACAGUGUGAAAGAUUAUUUACGAGGUUUAUACGCAUUAAAACAAGUCACAAAUCUUCGACAUGGAAUUCUUCCAGGCACUCUUUGGUGUGGCCGAGGAAAUAUCGCUCGCAAGGAUUCUGAUCUGGGCAUGUACACAGAAAUGGAUGACUGUUGUCGAACUCAUGAUAGUUGUGAAGACUACAUAAGACCAAAAAGUACAAGAUAUAGACUGCAUAACAAAUACAUUUGUAGAAGCUCAUUGUGCGAGUGCGAGUUGCAAUUUCACAACUGUUUGACGCAAAUACGCGGCCUUUAUCCAUACGCCGUGAGAAGAAUAUAUUUCAGUACAUGCAAGCAGUGCUUUCGUACCUUUUACGAUCCCCAGGAGUGUAUAAAUGAGGGUCUUGAUAUAAUCGAAGAGAUGGACCGUAAGGGUCGCCGUGUUUUCUGCGCAAAGUUUGAGCGAAAUCCAAAAUGGGGCCAUCGACACAACAUUACUAUGUCAAAAUUGAUUCCUGCCACCGAACUUUCAACCUGGAAUAAUGAUGAAUCUAUACAAAUCGCUUCACGCUUCUAUUCUGGGAAAGAUGGAGAAUAUUCUAACGACGAGGAUGACAUUAGCUAUGAUGAAAAUUAUGCAUUAAUUGAGGAUAAUUAUAAUUAAUACAUUUUGAUGCUAAAGUUCAUGCUCAAGUUCAGCACGAUCACGUUUCUGUCAAAAAUGCAGAAAACAAAUAAGUUAUAAUUUUUAAAAAUUAUUUUUUUUUCGAUCUCUUUAGUUUUAAUUAUAAUAAUAUACGCCGGAUAUUAAUCCGAAAUAUAGAUUAAUCCUCCGCCGGCAAUUAGAAUUUUUAAACGCAUCAUCGAUAUUUUUGUGAAUUUUGAUAAAU